UCUGGACGUAUCCAACCUGAUCAACUAGAUUUUUAGAAGUUUGGAGAAGAAGCACUGGAAGAUUUGCUGUGCUGUGUUUGGGUGAACACAUCAUCAACAUGAUGAACAGAGUUGUGAUUGGAGUCAUCGCUGUGAUUGGACUCUUCACUCUGAGUGAAGCUCUGACGUGUAAUACUUGUAAAGUUGGCAUUCUGGGCAAAUGCUUUUUCAGUUCACAGGUGACAUGUGUUGCAUCAGAGACCAGCUGCGUCUCUGCUAAAGCAGAGUUCAACGUCACUGGGUUUCUGAGUCUGUCCACAAGCGGCUGCACUUCUGAUUGUAAUAACACCGUCGGGUCCAUCCUGGGUGCGGGAUACUCCAUCACCAAAACCUGCUGCACCACAGACCUGUGCAACGGAGCGAGCACCACACACAUGUCCAUGACUGCAGCUCUCAGCGCCGCUCUGCUGGCCUCUGUCUGGGGCAGUUACAUGUUGUAGAAAUAACACUUAACUGUCUGAACCGCAUUAUGUUCAGCUAGCUCCUUGAACCAGAUUCAAUGUGUAAAGAUAAACUCCAGUUUACAUCAGAGUUGGAUCUCAUAUGUACCUGUAACGUUAUUGUAACUUUUGACAUAAUAUGCUUACCUUUCUUAAUGCAAAUGUUAUUUUAUUUUUGAUUCAGUGAUUACUUUUUCAUUAACAAUUACAUACAUUAUAAACAUUUAAUAUUCAA
This is a messenger RNA of Myxocyprinus asiaticus (Chinese sucker), 714 nucleotides long. It is a transcript of the gene lye, whose product is annotated as lymphocyte antigen-6, epidermis. The record is from RefSeq and is a predicted model, not a curated record. NCBI's taxonomy places the organism in Eukaryota, Metazoa, Chordata, Actinopteri, Cypriniformes, Catostomidae. The transcript has 3 exons. Bases 99 to 479 code for a protein of 126 amino acids.